AUGCCGUGGUUUUGCCGUGGGGAACGACCACCGGCAUCAACAUCCCUGGAAGAGUAUGCCAACUUCUUGCGGGAGCGCAAGGACGAAGGCCAUGAUGGGAAAGGCAUUGUGGUGCAGUCCCCGUCUUUCCCAAUGUACGUGGUGCCUGUCGAGAUUCUGCUGAAGAUGGUCGAGGUCUGUCCGCACGAAGAGCUCAUGGACCGAGGACUGCUGGUGGAAUUCGACGCGAGCCUGGGGAAUGCUGCGUUUGUGUCACACCAGUGGGUGGGCGCGGGCCAUCCUGACCCGAACUAUGAUCAGAUGAGAGUGUUGCAGGAUGCUUUGAGACACUUGUUGUACAAGGCGGAGGUCGUCUAUCCAAGCAUUGUCUCGGAGAUCGCGCUGUCAAGCACGAAAGGUUUGCCGACAGCGGAGCUGAAGUCUGCGCCGCUUUUCAUCUGGUACGACUAUUUCUCGUGCCCGCAGCGGGAAGACCACAAGCCCCAGCAGAUGCACGCCAUACACAGCAUCCCGGCGUAUGUCGCCCGGUGCGCCUUCUUCUUCGGCCUCUGCCCUGUGAUUUUGAACGCAAGCGAGCAGGUGUUCACGCAGUAUACCUGGGCCGAAAGGGGCUGGUGCCGCAUCGAGAAGGCCUGUCGAGAGCUUUCUCUGAAUCCGACCUGGAUGAUCAUCCGGGGCGCUCGGGAGAUUGAUCUGGUCGUCGAUCCUGCCACAAGUUUAGGGGGACCACCGGGCGAAGGCCAGUUCACGCUCAUGGAGGAUCACCGGACGCUGGCGGGAGUUCUCCUUCGUGCGCUCGAGGAGACGCUGGUGGCGAAGCUCACGGCCCAUGACGUCGCGGGCUAUCGUGCGUUGCUCAAUCUUCAGGCAGUUCACAUGAGGGGGUUUCCAGCCCACAGGGAGAUUGAGCUCGUUCCCGGCUAUGUAGGCUCAGAGAGCAGCGAGUCCGAAGCCUCGAGCGUGGUGCCGCGGUUCUUCCACCAAAACGGCUUCACGAGUGUCCGCGAAGUGGACAGCGUGGGCUGGUCGCCGCUGCACUACGCUGCCAUCCGCGGGGAUGCAGUGCUGAUCGAAGGGCUGUUGGCACAGCGGGCGGAUCCCAACGCCAAAACCAGGAAGACGAAUCGCAUCACCGGCUUUCGCCGCGGUGAUUCGGCGCUGAACGUGUGCCUCUUCUACAAGCACAACGGUGCCGUGCGUCAGUUGAUUGCGGGCCGGGCCAGGGUGGACGACGCUUUCGGAGGCUUCCCGGCCCACGCUGCUGCCAUUUCGGACAAUGCGGAGGGCCUUCGGCUCGUGUGCCAGGCCGGCGCCAACCCACGCCAAUCCUUCUUGGGCGCUGUCUACCCGUUCACGAUUGCCUGCAUGUUCGGCGCCAGAGCCGUCAUUGAAGAGCUGCGGGCCCUUGAUGCCGUUUACCUGAAGGAGUGCCUCGUGUACGCCAUGAUCUUCCGCGGGGGCACUGCACCGAUGGUCCAACAGCUCAUCUCGAUGAGGGCAGAUGUCAACGAACCCAGCUCCACGUCACUGUCCACUCCUCUGGGAUUCCUUUUCCUCUUGAAAUCGCUUCAAUACAGAUUUGGAAGCCCCACGCCCUUGGCCAGAGCAGCGUAUGGCGUAGAAGGACGCACGGCGCUACUUUCGGCCAUUAUGACAGGGCAGUAUGAUGCCGCUGCGGCCCUGAUUGUUUCGAGGGCACAGUUGGAUCUGCGCGACUCCAGUGGGUUCUCUGCGCUGGGUCUUGCAGAAUCGAUGUCCGCGCCAGAGUUCCUGGUGAAGGCCCUUCUGGGCCAGCAGGCGGCCUGUGAGACGGUGGUGCGUGUGAUGCUUGCAAAGGAUGCCAUUGCUGAUGCUGAAGAAGAGGAGGAUGAUGAUGACGGCUCUAUAGAUGGCGAUCCGCUUAUCGAGGAGCGAGUCUAA
Messenger RNA from Symbiodinium natans, 1920 nucleotides. The record is from the annotation of a GenBank genome assembly. Lineage: Eukaryota; Dinophyceae; Suessiales; Symbiodiniaceae.